Jaculus jaculus (lesser Egyptian jerboa) is the source of this 485-nucleotide messenger RNA. Its product is annotated as small ubiquitin-related modifier 2-like. Gene Ontology annotation, molecular function: ubiquitin-like protein ligase binding; protein tag activity. The transcript has a single exon. Gene Ontology annotation, biological process: protein sumoylation. Lineage: Eukaryota; Metazoa; Chordata; Mammalia; Rodentia; Dipodidae. Bases 16 to 303 code for a protein of 95 amino acids. The record is from RefSeq and is a predicted model, not a curated record. Gene Ontology annotation, cellular component: nucleus.
GCCCCGGUGCUCACCAUGGCCAACGAGAAACCCAAGGAAGGAGUCAAGACUGAGAACAACGAUCAUAUUAAUGUGAAGGUUGCGGGGCAGGAUGGUUCUGUGGUGCAGUUUAAGAUUAAGAGGCAUACACCACUUAGUAAACUAAUGAAAGCCUAUUGUGAACGACAGGGUUUGUCAAUGAGGGAGAUCAGAUUCCGAUUUGACGGGCAGCCAAUCAAUCAAACAGACACACCUGCACAGUUGGAAAUGGAAGAUGAAGAUACAAUUGAUGUGUUCCAGCAACAGACAGGAGGUGUCUACUAAAAAGGGAACCUGCUACUUUACUCCAGGAUUUUGUUAUAGACCAAGAAUACAUUCUCAGUUAGAAAACUGCAAUUUGGUUCCACCACAUCCUGACUACUACAGUAUAGUUGUCUCUAUUCUUUCAUUAUCCCCUUCCCUAUUCCUUUAUUGUACAUAAAGUAACUGGUGUAUGUGCACAAGCA